AUGGUGUCGAGUCACGAUACAGAAGUGGAUGGAAUCACUGCAUUCUCGACAUCGCCUGCGACGUCUUAUCGCUACAUCCUCCGACUCAAAGACGACAAAUUGAGUAUUUGGAUGGAAGAUCGAACCAGCAAAAAGCAAUGGAGCAAGAGCGGGGUGACCAAAGAAGACUACGUGACAUCGGCCAAUGCAAUUUCAGAUGCAUCGGCGAUCGAUUACUUGAAGCUGUUCCAAGACGCACUAGAUGGUGAACCGGAUGAAUCGAGCGAUGCCCAGUGCACGUUGGAAAUGCUGAGUGGGGAUGCUUGUCAACUGGUGGUUAGCGUCAAGUUUCGCAUCCUACGCUCAGUGAGAGUGGUGAAGUAUACGUUUGUCCUGGAGCCUGUCUCUGUUGAGCGAAUCGAUGUGUUGGAAUCCAAAAUGCGCGACCAGCAGGAGGAAUUGAAGCGACUGCAGAAACAAUCUAUUACGCAUGUACACCUCGAAGCUUCAACAAAAAACGGCACAACUAGUAAGCUGCAGUGGAGCGAUCCCGAUUCGGACGACUUUUUUGUGGACCAAGAAACUGGCGAGAUCUCGAUUCGUCAACCUGGAGCUUACAGCAUUACAGUUGUUGUGAAGACUGGCUCAAAUCAAGGCAUCUCUAUUCGGAAGAACGAAGAGUGCAUCUAUUCGGGCUCGAAUUCUGGCUACCAUAAUUCCUUGACUGCUAGCACCAUUGCCCGGUUUAAUGCGAACGACAGACUGGCUGUUACAGUCAACACUUUCACUGGCACUUCUCACCUUUUAAUCCAGCAAAUUGGGCGCAAAACUACGCUUAGUUAA
Peronospora matthiolae is the source of this 822-nucleotide messenger RNA. The record is from the annotation of a GenBank genome assembly. NCBI's taxonomy places the organism in Eukaryota, Oomycota, Peronosporomycetes, Peronosporales, Peronosporaceae.